GUAAAACACUGGACUGAAGAACAUUGCCUAAUGGCCACUAGAAGAGAGUGUAGCUAGGAUGAAAAUCGAAGAGCAUAUCUUCAUGAUGUGCUAAAAACUGCAAGGGAAGUAUAAGCUAGACCGUAAACACUUUUCCGCAAAGGUUUCAGAUUCUAUCAAUAGUUCUGUAUCAACCAUUAUACAACGAGUGAACUCUUAACCAGUGAUAAACAUAUCGGUCACGUGAUAUUCAAAAUGGCGAACGUUCCGAAUCAGUCAACGUUGGCAUUUUUUGAGGUUUUAGGGAUUUUCCUUGGACUGUCGGGCUGUUUACUAUUGAAAGUCACACACGUUCAGAAUGGACCAUAUAUGGACGAAAUUUUUCAUAUUGGACAAGUCACAAAAUACUGCAAGGGUUUGUUUGAAGAGUGGGAUCCAAAAAUCACAACAUUACCAGGAUUAUACCUGCUUUCAUCAUCCCUUAUGCAGUCACUUUCCUGGUUCUUUGGAUAUCGCGUAGCAGACCUAUGCACUGUCUUCUGGUUAAGAGGAAUCAAUGUUAUCCUGGCUACUGGCAAUUUCUGUUUGUUAUUUGCCUUGCUGAGAAAACUUCAUGGAGGAAACAAGGGGCUAUCAUCCACAUGGUACCUCUUAAACACAGCUACCCUAGCAACAUUUCCUGUACUCUACUUCUGCACAUUUCUCUAUUACACUGACACUGGUUCAACAUUCUUCACACUAGCGAUGUAUCUCAUGCAUCUCCAUGGAAACAGCAAGAUGGCCGCUGGUGUAGGAAUAGCUGCAAUUUUAUUUCGACAGACAAAUAUUAUAUGGGUGAUAUUUGUUGCAGGACUCACUGUAGAGAAGGUCAUCAAUGAUUAUAUUCAACCUGAGAAGAAAGAAAUCACUCAGGAGGACAUUCAGAACCCAAAAUACAUUGGGAUAAUCCUCCUACGAAUCAAAAAUGAUCUUCAAAACAAUAGAACAGGAAUAACACAACUCAUAAUGAAUCUCAUCAAAGCAGUGUGGAUGUACAUCAUUGUUGGAUUGGGAUUCACAACAUUUGUCAUCAUCAAUAAUGGAAUUGUUGUUGGUGAUCGCAACAAUCACGAGGCGUGCUUACACUUUCCUCAAAUAUUCUACUUUUGUUGUGUGGUGGUAGGAUUUUCCAUUCCACAUUUUCUCAAUGCACAAACAAUAUUAGGAUUUUUGAAAUUUGUUUUGAAGCAUCCAUUUGUGACGAUUUUAGGAAGUGGUUUAUGCUUUUUAGGAGUUCAUUUUUUCACAUAUGAACACAAGUUUCUACUGGCAGACAAUAGGCAUUAUACAUUUUAUAUAUGGGCAAGAAUCUUUAGAAGACAUUGGCUGAUACCGUAUAUGUUGAUCCCAGGCUAUGUAUUUGCCAUAUGGACUGUUAGCUCAUUUUUGAAAUGCAAAGGUAUUUUAUGGAAACUAGUUUUCCUAGUAUGUCUUGUUACUGCUACUGUACCUCAAAAGCUGCUCGAAUUUAGAUACUUUAUUAUCCCAUAUUUGAUCUUUAGACUGAACAUGAAGCCUUCCUCUUCCUUCCAAACCUUUUUGGAGUUUUUGUUGUAUUUUGUUGUGAAUGCAUUGACUUUAUACAUGUUUCUACAAAAGCCAUUUAGUUGGCCAAACACAGACGGAGUCCAGAGAUUUAUGUGGUGAUGUUGCAUACAUUAAUGGAUAGUGUAAUUAAUAGACCACUAUGAUGAAAAUACACCCGUUGUAUUUAGGGAUACUGUUGUUAUGCAUUUACAAGAAAAUAUUUUCUCACCAAAAUAUUUAUCACUUUUAAAUUGUUUCCUCAUCUUUGACAUUUUUGAGCAUAUUUUUCAAAAUAUACAGUAAUCCU
Owenia fusiformis is the source of this 1852-nucleotide messenger RNA. The record is from the annotation of a GenBank genome assembly. NCBI's taxonomy places the organism in Eukaryota, Metazoa, Annelida, Polychaeta, Sabellida, Oweniidae.